Messenger RNA from Drosophila miranda, 1778 nucleotides. RefSeq names its product lissencephaly-1 homolog. Gene Ontology annotation, biological process: vesicle transport along microtubule; germ cell development; establishment of mitotic spindle orientation. Gene Ontology annotation, cellular component: kinetochore; microtubule associated complex; neuron projection. Lineage: Eukaryota; Metazoa; Arthropoda; Insecta; Diptera; Drosophilidae. The record is from RefSeq and is a predicted model, not a curated record. The transcript is spliced from 7 exons. Gene Ontology annotation, molecular function: dynein complex binding; microtubule plus-end binding. Bases 70 to 1305 code for a protein of 411 amino acids.
AACUGCACGAACUAAAAACGGAAAAAGCGACCAAAAAAUACCAGAAAACUAGCCAAAUCGGAGAACAGUAUGAAAAUGGUGUUGUCGCAGCGGCAGCGCGAGGAGCUUAACCAAGCGAUUGCCGAUUAUCUAGGCUCAAAUGGCUACGGCGACUCACUUGAGACCUUUCGCAAGGAGGCCGAUGUCAGCACAGAGGCAGAGAAGAAGUUUGGCGGUCUACUGGAGAAGAAGUGGACAUCGGUCAUACGGUUACAGAAGAAAGUAAUGGAACUAGAGGCUAAGCUUACCGAAGCUGAGAAGGAGGUUAUCGAGGGGGCGCCCACAAAGAACAAACGCACUCCCGGCGAAUGGAUACCUCGCCCACCAGAAAAGUACUCUCUGACUGGUCAUCGAGCCAGCAUAACGAGGGUUAUAUUUCACCCAAUUUUUGGCCUCAUGGUUUCAGCAUCGGAAGAUGCCACCAUUAAGAUUUGGGAUUUUGAAACUGGCGAGUAUGAGCGUAGUCUAAAAGGACAUACCGACUCUGUGCAGGACGUGUCAUUCGAUUCUCAGGGCAAGCUCUUGGCUUCCUGCAGCGCUGACUUGUCCAUUAAGUUGUGGGAUUUCCAGCAGAGCUACGAAUGUGUUAAAACAAUGCAUGGUCACGAUCACAAUGUAUCAUCGGUGGCCUUUGUGCCCGCUGGCGACUAUGUUCUGUCUGCUUCACGUGAUCGAACCAUCAAAAUGUGGGAGGUGGCCACCGGAUACUGCGUGAAGACAUAUACAGGCCAUAGGGAGUGGGUACGAAUGGUGCGAGUGCACAUUGAAGGCAGCAUCUUUGCCACAUGCUCAAAUGAUCACACAAUACGUGUUUGGCUGACGAAUUCAAAAGACUGCAAGGUUGAAUUACGCGAUCAUGAGCACACCGUGGAGUGCAUUGCCUGGGCUCCGGAAGCCGCAGCAUCAGCAAUAAACGAAGCAGCCGGAGCGGACAACAAGAAAGGUCACCACCAGGGCCCAUUCCUUGCAUCCGGUUCUCGAGAUAAAACUAUACGAAUUUGGGAUGUGAGCGUCGGACUGUGCCUGCUCACGCUGAAUGGCCAUGACAAUUGGGUGCGUGGCUUGGCAUUCCAUCCGGGUGGCAAGUAUUUGGUGUCGGCCAGUGAUGCCAAGACCAUCAGGGUCUGGGACUUGCGGAACAAGCGAUGCAUGAAGACGCUCUACGCACAUCAGCAUUUCUGCACCUCCAUAGAUUUUCACAAGGCGCAUCCGUACGUCAUCAGCGGCAGUGUGGAUCAAACAGUUAAGGUCUGGGAGUGUCGUUAAAGCAAAGUUAACUCAGCAAAACUUUUUCUUACUUCUCAAUUUAAACAUAAAGCUAUUAUAAUAAAUCACACACCACACACACAUACAAAAACAACAACAAAAACAGUCUCGGCCACCUCCAGCAAGUUUAUUUUCUAGACGCUUUCAGUGUCAGCGUCCGUGAGCAAAAUGAACAUAGUGUAUUUUAAACCCGAAUGCAAAAUCGCGAAAAGAAUUAUUUAUUUAAUUGUACGCCCUUCUAACUAACUAUGUAACUACCUACCUACUAUAUAAAAAGUACAUGUAUACGUUAAUGCCUAUGCAUAUACACCUACGAUUAGGUUCCCAAGCAGCGGCUCGCUAAGCAAAACAGGCACAAGCUGAAAUUUACGUCUAUACUUGAAUGAUGAAUGGAAACGGAGUAUUGGCAAUUGUACAACCAAAUAUAUUCAUCUGAAAAAUGUUCCAGUAGAUAAAUAUUGAUUUUCCACCCA